This is a messenger RNA of Rhodofomes roseus, 558 nucleotides long. RefSeq lists its product as uncharacterized. The record is from RefSeq and is a predicted model, not a curated record. NCBI's taxonomy places the organism in Eukaryota, Fungi, Basidiomycota, Agaricomycetes, Polyporales, Fomitopsidaceae. The transcript has a single exon. The coding region runs from base 94 to 420 and encodes 108 amino acids.
GCUAAAUCCUACGACGCGAGACGACGCGUCGCUUACCUUGUGCACACAUCCAUUGGCAUCGACUGCGUCGCUCUGAUCUCAUAGAUCCCCAUCAUGUCCGCGAAGAAGAAGGGCAACCCGCUGCCCCUCGGCGACACGCUCCGCGACCUCGCGCUCCUGCGCGCGUCCGACUGCGACCUCUCCUCUACCCUGCCCUCCUCAUCCGAUCCCGUGCCACCGGAGGCACCGCCUGCUGCUGGCGGUCUCAGCAGAGAGGCGAACGAGUCCGUCGAGCGGUCGUUCGAGUUCGUGAAGGAGACGAGGGCGGCUAUCCGGUUGCUCCAUCGCGGGGAGGUGGACAAGCAGGGCGGCAGGCUGGAGGAUGUCAGGAGCAGGCUGGAGGACGUCGAGAAGGGAUUGGAGGCCGAGGGAGUACGCUGAUGCGUGUGGUUAGUGUCCUCGCAACUGCGCUGUGCUUUGGGUGCAGAGCUCACUAGACGUAAUUCAGCCUUGUUACGGGACGUCUUCGAGUCCUGGCCUCGACCUCAGCGCUACCAAACGCGUCAUUGACCGUCACUC